Molecule: messenger RNA, 4825 nt
Organism: Hippocampus comes (tiger tail seahorse)
Lineage: Eukaryota; Metazoa; Chordata; Actinopteri; Syngnathiformes; Syngnathidae
Product: nesprin-1-like
Exons: 33
Coding region: 179-4825 (1548 amino acids)
Source: RefSeq, a predicted model, not a curated record
GUCGCUCGCUCGGUUGUUCGGAUGGCGCUCGGGCCUCCUUGGCCCCGAGCGGCCGCCGCGAAUAAUCGCAAGCUCCCUUUGAUUGGAAACUUGCGGAUUUGUCGUGAACCUCAGGGUCCAGCGGAGGUGCCGAGAAGGUUUGGAGCGGAUCGAGUUGGAGCUGGAGGACAAUGAAAAAAUGCAAGAGCAACUGCAGGCGGUUCGGCUUUGGUUGACGGAGGCUGAAGGACUCUUGUCAGAGAUCGAGCCGAGCGGCGGCGCGGCACGACCGGAGGCCGUCCGCAGCCAGUGGAGCGUCCGCGAAGCGCUCGUCCAGGCCGUUCGCGAGAGGCUGAAGGCAAAGUACUCGGAAUCCGACGCCGUCCCGGCGGAGAUCGACGGCCAACUGCGGGAGGUCCAAAAGGCUCUGGAGCGAGUUGGGGCCAAGGUUGAAGAGGCCGCGCAGAAGAGCGGCCCCGCGCGCAGAAUCGCGGCCGAACCGCCGGAGACGCGAGCCGGCCCGAGGUCGGUGCGGGAGAGGCCGCGGGGACCGAGUUCCGACGCGGCGGACGCCCGACGCGCUCAGGAGACGCAAGCUUGGCUGGAGGAGCGUCGGGAAAUGAUCCGCAGCUGCGAGAGCUGGAUGUCGGAAUCGCGAGCGUGGCUGGCCACCCCCCGCACGUACGCCACCUCCAAAUGUCUGAGCGAGCACGCCGGAGCUCUGCAGACGGUGCUGAACGACGCCGCGCGGAUCCGCGAGACCCUGGGGGCUUUCUCUCCCGCCCCGGAGCGAAUGUCCGACGCGGCGGAGGUCUCGGCUCUCGGGGAGCGGCUGGCGGAAGCCGACCGGCAGCUGGCGGCCGUUCGGGACGGCUUGGCCCGACCUUUGGCUCAACUGGAGCGCGCCGCCGCCGAGGUGAGGGCCAUGGAGACCGAAGCCGGGGAGAUGGAGAAGGACGUCGCCGAGAUCCGGAGCGCCUUCUGUUCCCCGGAGACGUUGUCCGGCCCCGACGAGAAACACCUGAAGAUGCUGGAGCGGAGGAUCCGCUCCGUGAGGAGCGGCGUCGCCGACAUGCAGGAAGCCAGAUCGCGCCUCCGUCUUCCGGAGAAGGCGGACGAGACCUUGGCCGUCUUUGGGCUCGUGGAUCGGCUCCAGACGCUGCUGCCGGACCUGGACCAGAAGGUCAGCAUCCGGGAAGCCGAACGUCAGCGGGCGACAUCCCCGACGCAACCGGAGCUGCCCGCCGGCCCCGAAGAGAGCGAGGCGGACGACGACGCCCGGCCGGUCCGCGUCGGGGUCGCCCCCGCCGAGGAUGACGCGCCGCGACGCGCCGAGGCCCCGCCCAAGAUUACGGAAAUGGCCGCGCCUGAGCACGGUCGCUCCGGGAAGGCCGACGACAUGCCGGACGCGCCGCUGCGGGCGGAGGCGGCUCCACUCGGUCCGGCGGCCGGCGAGCCGAACGCGUUGGAGGCCGGGACGGACGACGACCAAGUGGCGCCGCAGCUGGUCGCCUGCCAGGAGCUGCUGUCGGAGCUGGAGCGCAAGGUGCGCUCGCUGUCCGAGUCGGGCCGCCGCCGCCUCCCCGUCCGCCCGCCCGGGGACGGCGGCGCUCGAGAAGAGGCCGAGGGCGGAGAGACCGCGCGGGAGGAGGAGGAGACGGCGGCCGAGGGACUUUGGUCCAAACUCGAGAUCGUCAAGGCGCAGCUCUUCCACUUCCGGAGCCUUCUGCGGCACAAGCGGCCCACAGUGACCGAGGAGUCGGAGCGGCGGCCGAGCGAGCGGCGAGCUUCGACGCCGGCGGUCUCGUCGGGCCCAGGAGACGAAGAGCUGCCGCCGUCGCCACGGGGCUCUCCGGCUGAAGACGAAGCGACGCUCGGCAGCGGCUUCCUGGAGCCGGAAGACGACCGCGGGAGCCCGCCGCCUUCUCAGGACGAGGACGAGGACGAGCGGGAUCUGAGGAGCCCCGAGCACGCGCUGCGGCACUGCGAGCGUCUGGCCGGCAGCCUGCGCGAUCUUCUGGCGGCGGGCCGGGAACGCUUAGAGCGCCGGCCGCGGCUCCGCUGCAGGAGCGAGCUACGAGGACAAGUCCGCGCUCACGCGGAGUUCUUCGGCUUCCUGCAGCAGCGCCUGCACGCCCUGAUCUUCCUGGGCCAGAGACUUCCCGAGGGCGCCCUCCACGGGUGGGAGGACGCCACGCGUCCCCUGCGCGCCGAGGCGCUCUCGCUGCAGACGCGGGCGCUCGACCGAGGCGUCCGCAUGGAGCAAGUCUUGCAGAGGUGGAGCGAGUGGGAGGACGACGCCGGCCGCUGCCGGUCGCUGCUGGCCAGCGCGGAGACGUCUCCUCGCCGGCCGCUCUCCGAGCAGGACGCGUCUCGCUCUCCGGACGCCGUUGCGGCGCGGCUGGGCGCCACGCUGGAGGCGGGGCUUUGGCUGCACGGGGCCGGCUGCGUCGGCGUGGGCGGGGCCUGCCGGGACCUGGAGGCUCGCUGGACCAAACUGAAGGAACGGUCCCGGCGCCGAAAAGCGGAUGACGAGAGCCGGAGAGAACUCGCCGACAGCUUUGCGUCCGACUUUGCCGCGCUCACGGAGUGGAUGGGCGGGGCCGGGCGGCUGACGGACAAGUGGCGGCUUCUGGCGGGCUCGGCCGCCGCGGACGGCGAGCGCAGGCGGGAAGAAUUCGACCGCUCUGUGGCGCUGAUGGAGGAUCUCGAGGAGCGCGGCGGACUGAAAGCCGCCGUGGUCGGCGCCGCCCGCCGGCUGGCGGAGAUGAGGGCGGCCGAGCCGGACUUCGGAGACGGCCCCGAGGACGGAGCGCCCCCGUGCGGAAGCGCCGAGCGGGAUCUGGAUCUGGCGCGCUUGGAGCGCGACUGGUCGUCUCUGCUGGCCGACGUCCCCGCGCUGCAGGGAGCCCUGCACCGGUGGUGGACGGAAACGUUGAGCCGGCGCGACGCGCUCCAGGAGCUGCGGCGGCGGCUCGCCGACUUGGAGGCCGGACUGGAAGAGCGCCGCAGUCACAUGGACCCGAACGCAUGCACCGCCGACGACCUCCGACUGCUUCUCAAGUACUAUCAGGAGUGUCGUGCGCAGAUGUCGGCGCAUCGGGCCACCCUGGACUACGCCGCCCGACCUUUGCCGACGCGCGCCGCCGAGGAGGACCAGCGGGGGCGCGACGACGCCAACCGGCUGGCGGAGGAGCAGGGAAGCCUCAGCCGGCGCUGGCUGAUGAGGCAAUCGACUCUCGACGUUGAGAUUGGCGAGCUGGAGGAGGACUUGAGGGUCAGGACGGAGCGAGAGAGCCGCCUGGAGCGCAUCGACACCUGGAUGGCGGACCACAAGCGGGAACUGGACUCGGCCCGGAAGCCCCGCAACCUGGCCCACCUUUGGCGCGACCCCCACACGGACUUGGAGAAGCAAAUCCAGGAGAGACAAGUUGAACUGCGAGAGAUGGCGGAGCGGCACGGCCAGCGAGGGGGAGGAGGAGCCGGCGGAGGCGGCGCGGCCUUCGCGUGUCUCGUUGAGCGAUCCGCGGCGGCGUGCGACCGGCUUGCCCAGCUGAACGAGGCGGCCCGUCGUGAGCUGUCAACGACGAGGCAGCUGCGGCUCGGCGUGGAGGAGCAAAUUGAGGAGAUGACGCGCAGACGGGUGAGGGCGUGCCAGAUGGCGGAUCUUCUCCGAGGUCCCGCCCUCUCGCUGCAGGCCCACAAAGACCUCCGACGUCAGCUGCAGAGUCUUUGCGAGGACAUGAAGGCUUCGGAGUCCGAGUGGGAGCGACUCCAUCAGACCUUGGCCGCUCUCAAACAACGAGUACACCCGGAUGCGGCCCACAUGCUCGCGCAGCGCAUCCACAGGCAAACUCGCAGCUGGUCGCAGGCGCGUUCUCGUUUGGAGCAGCAGCUCCAGGGCAGCCUCGUCCUCCAGACGUCGUGGGAGGCUCACGCCUCCAGCGCGGCCGUCUUGUGGGAGCGCGUGGCGGAGCUGAGGAAGGACGCGGCCUCCGUCCCCGGCGCGGAUCGCGAUGACCUCGACGAGGAUUUACGCAGACUUCAAACCCUGCAAGAAAGAGCGGAUGCUCUGCAGCGCCACCUGCAGGAGGCGCUGGAGGACUCUCAGGACCUGAUUGGCCGCCUGGAGCCCCCGCCGGCCGCUCUGGUCCAAGCGGAACGCAGGCUGCUGUCUCGCGCCGUCCUGCGGUUGGGACGCACGCUGGCCGCCAAGCGACGAGGCUUACAGGAGGAGCUGCAGACGCUGCGGGAGGUCGUCAGCCUCCUGGAAGCUCUGGAGUGCGCCGUGGAGAGCUGGACGGAGCAUCUGGACCGGGGGCAGCGCACGGCGCAGCCUGCCGACGUGCAGCGCGUCCUGCUGGACGCCGGCGCCGGCGCGGCCGACCUGGACGUCCUCAACGAGCUGUGCGGCGGCGUGACGCUGACCGAGGACGUCGCGCGACGCCUGCGGCGCCUCAACCGACGAUGGGACCGCGCCUCCGCCCGAAGCUUCCAGCAAAAGUGUGAGAGCUGGAUGGCCUUCCUGCAGCGAAUGGACGAGAGUCUGGCCGUGGAGCUGGCGGGAUCCUACGACGGCCUCAUUCGGCAGCUGCGCGCCCACAAGCGCUUUCAGGCGGAGACGUGCGUCGGCCACCAGAUCCUCGACUCCGUCGCCCGUGACGCUCUGCGCCUGCUCCAGAGAGGAGACGUGGGCGACAGGAGCAACUUCAUCCUCACGCUGACGCAGUUGCGCGAGCGGUGGCGCGGCGCGGCGGAGCGCGCCGAGCGGCGGCGCUCGCUGUUGGAAGCCGGUUCGGGAUCGUCCCGCCCUGGCCCCGCCUCCAAGCGGUCCAACGUGGAAUGA